GUUAGCAAAUCAUCUAAUGAAUUUUUACAAUAAUCAAUGAAAGUGGUGAAAUUAUACAGUGAACAGUAUUUUCGAUAAUUUGGUUUUAAUAUUCAAGAAUUUCGCACCAUCCCGCACAGGCCCAGGAAGGCCCGUAAACGGACUAAAUGUCGUAUCGUGCUAGCCCGUAAAGAAGAAGAAGGAGAUGAAUCUGCAAAUGCAAAACAAGGAAAAUUAAGGAACCACGUACUGCAUAACAACAGAUUUAUCACAUCCCAGAAAGUUUGCCACGGCAGAACCAGCUGGGGAGAGUGUUGUGCAGCAUCGCACCUAGCCUAGCAUCAUUAUCGCGUUAGUUGAUGUGUGGUGCGAAAUAUCUCACGAGUCGGCCAUGUUUUGCAUAAUAUGGUAAAGAUGUCAUCAGCUGCUUUCGUGGAACGGUGUUGAGAUUAAAAUUAAGAGCAACCCAAUUGAAACAAAAAACAAGCGCAAUAGACACACAACGAUGCAUUGGAUCGUCAACCUCGAAGGUGGACCGAGGCGCGUUAACCAUGCUUCCGUGGCGGUGGGUGAAUUUAUCUAUUCCUUCGGUGGAUAUUGCACGGGAGAGGAUUAUCACUCGAACAGCGCAAUAGACGUACACGUUCUCAACACGCACAAUAUGCGCUGGGCACCGAUUCCGGCAGUCGAAGACGAGAAUGGUGUGCCGUGCAAGUAUCCGGAGGUGCCGUUCCAACGAUACGGCCACACGGCGGUUGCGUUCGGGCGCAAAGUGUACCUAUGGGGUGGACGGAACGAUGAGAUCGUUUGCGACAUUCUCUUCUGCUUCGAUACGAAAACACGCAAGUGGACCCGACCUUCGGUAACAGGCACGGUUCCCGGUGCUCGCGAUGGCCAUUCGGCCUGUAUCUACGAUGAGCGCAUGUACAUUUUUGGCGGCUUUGAGGAGAGCAUAGACAAAUUCUCCUGUGACGUCUACUACCUCGAUCUGCGCACGAUGCACUGGACGUACGUAAAUACGCUUGGAGAACCACCGUCUUACCGUGAUUUUCAUUCCGCCACCGUACUCAACCAUCGGAUGUACGUGUUUGGCGGGAGAAGCGACGCUGUAGCACCAUAUCACUCGCAGGAGGAAAUCUAUUGUCCAAAUAUAAAGUAUCUGGACCUGCGGGCAGAUCGAUGGUACACACCGAAAACCACUGGCGAAAUUCCAGUGGGUCGAAGAAGUCAUUCUGCAUUUACCUACAAUAACAAAAUUUACAUCUUUGCGGGAUACAAUGGCAAUAUAGACAAACAUUUCAACGAUCUCUACUGUUUCGAUCCCGAACGAAACGUUUGGCGGCAGGUGACUCCACAAGGUCAAGCACCGCGGGCCAGACGGCGCCAAUCAUGUUUGGUGAUUGGCAAACGAAUGUAUCUAUUUGGUGGCACCUGUCCCACAAACAAUGGCGAUCCAUCAUCAUUUGAUUAUAGCGAUACGCACGUGCUUGAUUUUGAACCAAGCUUGUGCACUUUGGCCAUCAUAAAAGUUCUGGAAUACAGACUCGACGUUACAAGUUUACCUCAGGACAUCAGAAUCGAAAUACGAAAUAUGUCUACACCAAACAAAAUCGGACGAUCUCUUAACAAAGGUUGAACGAGGACGCAAAUACUAAAAGACGAUAACGAACUGCCAGCUAAACACUAUAGGAAAUAUUACAUUUGGUUCGUUCUGUAUUGAAAAUACCAUCAAGUCAUUAAUGAAUUUGGCGCAAGUAAAAUACACGAGUGUACAUUAAGUGAAUUUAUUUCUGGUCAAAUAAAUUUGU
Molecule: messenger RNA, 1787 nt
Organism: Anopheles moucheti
Lineage: Eukaryota; Metazoa; Arthropoda; Insecta; Diptera; Culicidae
Product: kelch domain-containing protein 3
Exons: 4
Coding region: 485-1615 (376 amino acids)
Cellular component (GO): cytoplasm
Molecular function (GO): protein binding; chromatin binding
Source: RefSeq, a predicted model, not a curated record